ACUCCAUAGUUAUUUGGCGUGUCAGCCAAACAAUAGGCUCUCGUAUUCAAUUGCAGUUUACAUACUAUAUACAUUUUUGAAGAUGGUGAUUUUAACAGUAAUUUUAACUUGUCCGGGGGAAUAAAGAAACGAUCAGAAAGUGGGGCAUUCUCGAUUUAAUUUGAAUUAAGACAAAUACAUUGUUUGUAUUGGUAUAAUCGGAAUGUAGGCGAGCCCAUGCACAAUGCUAAUAUAGGGGUAUUUUGUACGCGGCCGCAUUUUUACAUUUAUUUUAAUCCGUAUUCUGAUGGGAGCGAGCGUUUCGCGUAGUUAUUUUAAAUAUUUAAAACAAUGCUCUAGGUCGGAAUGUAUGUAUUUGGCGAGUUUGCUGUUUGAUGGUUAAUGCACGCAGCGUACGUCCUCCCCCUACAGAUACCACUGAUAGAACAGCCUGUUGUGGGGCCUCCGCAGUAGGGAGUGUUUAGAUCGCUUAGGAACCGAAAGUUACGUACGCCUGCGAGGGGUUGUCAGUAAACUUUGGAAAACAUAGUACAAAAAUCCCGAGUUUUUGAAGUUUAGUACUUCAGCGUUUGUAGCCAGUCCGAUACGGAAAGGGGACUGCUGAAGGUAACUGGCUGGAUCUCCGCGUCCCAAAUCUUAUGAUGCCUACGUUGCGGGACAGCACCAUGUCCCACCCCGGCGAAAAUCCUCACCAAGUCCGGGUAAAAGCUUACUACAAGGGGGACAUCAUGAUCACCUACUUUGAGCCCAGCAUCUCCUACGACAUGCUGUACGGCGAAGUACGAGAAAUGUGCUGCAUGGACAAUGACCAGCUCUUCACCAUGAAGUGGAUCGACGAGGAAGGCGAUCCCUGCACCGUGUCCUCACAGCUGGAACUGGAGGAGGCGCUGCGUCUAUACGAACUCAACAAGGACUCGGAACUCAUCAUCCACGUGUUCCCCUGUGUUCCUGAGAAGCCUGGCAUGCCCUGUCCAGGGGAGGACAAGUCGAUCUACAGACGGGGCGCGCGACGCUGGCGGAAGCUGUACUACGCCUACGGGCACGCCUUCCAGGCCAAGAGAUUCAACAGGCGGGCGCACUGUGCCAUCUGCACGGACCGCAUCUGGGGUCUCGGUCGACAGGGUUACAAGUGCAUCAACUGCAAGCUUCUCGUCCACAAGAAGUGCCACAAGCUGGUGACGGUGGAGUGCGGCAGGCAGCCGGUACGGGAUCCCAUUAUCAGAUCGAUGGGCCAGGCACCUGCCCCGGCUGACCCCAUGGAGCCAGUGAUCCCAUACAAACUGUCAAGCGAGAGUCUAAAUGACGACGGGGAAGAGAAAGAGGCCAUGAGCAGCAGGGAAACCAGCAAAGGGAUGUCUAGCCUGGGCCUGGCGGACUUCGACCUGCUGCGGGUCAUUGGGCGUGGGAGCUACGCCAAGGUGCUGCUGGUCCGGCUCCGAAGGACGGACCGCAUCUACGCUAUGAAAGUGGUGAAGAAGGAGCUGGUCAACGACGACGAGGACAUUGACUGGGUGCAAACAGAGAAGCAUGUCUUCGAGCAGGCCUCAAACCACCCCUUCCUAGUGGGGCUGCACUCCUGUUUCCAGACAGAGAGCAGACUCUUCUUUGUCAUUGAGUACGUGAAUGGGGGAGACCUGAUGUUCCACAUGCAGCGACAGCGGAAGCUUCCAGAAGAGCACGCCAGGUUUUACUCGGCAGAAAUCAGCCUGGCCUUAAACUACCUUCAUGAGCAUGGAAUCAUCUACAGGGACUUGAAACUGGACAACGUCCUGUUGGAGUCAGAAGGACACAUCAAGCUGACGGAUUACGGCAUGUGCAAGGAAGGCUUGCGGCCCGGAGACACGACCAGUACCUUCUGUGGAACGCCCAACUACAUCGCCCCCGAGAUCCUGCGGGGAGAGGAGUACGGUUUUAGCGUGGACUGGUGGGCGCUGGGGGUGCUCAUGUUCGAGAUGAUGGCCGGCCGUUCGCCGUUUGACAUCGUGGGUAGCUCGGACAACCCCGACCAGAACACUGAGGACUACCUCUUCCAAGUAAUCCUGGAGAAACAGAUCCGAAUCCCCAGGUCCUUGUCAGUCAAGGCGGCCAGUGUGCUGAAAGGAUUCCUGAACAAGGAGCCCAAGGAACGCCUUGGUUGUCAUCCCCAGACUGGCUUUGCUGACAUUCAAGGCCAUCCCUUCUUCCGCAACGUGGACUGGGAGCUGAUGGAGCAUAAGCAGGUAGUCCCCCCUUUCAAGCCCAACAUCUCCGGCGAGUUUGGCCUGGACAACUUCGACGCGCAGUUCACCAACGAGCCGAUCCAGCUCACGCCUGACGACGACGACGUGGUCAGGAAGAUCGACCAAUCCGAAUUCGAGGGCUUCGAGUACAUUAACCCGCUGCUGAUGUCCGCCGAGGAGUGCGUGUGAGGAUACGUCUGGUCCCCGCUUCCCUGGAGCCUCCGUCCUGCCCGCCCUGCCUGCCGCAUCUCGCUGGCGUGUUUAUCCUCCUCUGCUAAUCGCCAAACUUCUCGGUCCCUGCCAUUUGUAACCACUAUCCCUAAAGUGUCACUUUUUUUAUGUUUGACCUUUGUAUCCCAUGAACUCGCACUGGUUGUCUGGUACUGUAACGCUGAUGAUGCUGACAUGGCCAGAUAGUGGAGACCAAUGAUUUGGGGUCAUUUCCAGGUUACCUUGCCCAGGGAGGAAAACGUGUGCGGUAUAUAGGAAGCAUGUUUGCAAUUCUCAGCUGACGAGGAGGCCUGUGUAUUUUAUGUGAACAUAUAAUAUUAAAAAAGUUACAUAUAGUAUUAAAAAAAUAUACUAUAUGUAACUAAAAAAAAGUUCAGUUCAGGGUGGUCUUCAACUGUGUAAGCCUGAAUAUAUGCAAACGGUUCAAGGCAUACACUCUUAGGAGACCCCCCACUCCCCCCAGUAACUUAAGUCCAGAAACUGAGGGAGGGAAACACUAAGUUAAAAAAAAACAACAAAACGCUAAUCUAUUUCCAUGUUUUAUUUAAUUAAAAGUCUAUAAGCAAAAUGCACAAGUGUUAUACUUGCCCUGGUUUGUUAUAAGGACCAGAGCUGUCUGCUUAGUAUGUGUGUGUAUGUGUGUGUGUGUGUGUGUGUGUGUGUGUGUGUGUGUGUGUGUGCGCGCGCACAGCGCACAUUUUUUUUUUAUCUAUGUGAGUGUAAAUUUUGAGCUCGCCUCAACAAUGAGUUGAAAUCGCAUAGCAGGCAGUUUAGAAUGAAGGGAUCGCUCCUUUAGAAACUGUGAACAAAAGGACAUUUACUCUACCCCCAUGUCUGGAAUCUGAGCGUAGCGUCGUCGCGGCUGGCUGUCCGUGCCAUCUUCGGUCACGCAGGACUAAACGCUCGGUUUCGGAGAGCGGGGAGAGUGUGCCCUCGGUUGCCCCGCUGGAAGAUCCUUCACGUGUGGCUCAAGGUGAGACUAGUGUAGUUGUUGCAGAGGAACGAGAAAUGCCUUCAUUUCCCGCGAUGUCUCACUUUGCCUUUCUUUCGCUGUUUUUUUUUUAUUUUUAAAAACACUUCUGCAUGUUUUAUUUCCUGAUUACUGGAAGUUCAGUAUUUUUUUUUUCCUUUUCGUUUCUGCGUGUUUUUCACUAUUGACAAAUGUUUUGGACGUAAAUAUUUUUUCUGUGCCUGUAUAUACAUGUGGAUGUCUCCUCAGAUCGGUCAUUAUGAUCGUCUGGUGUAUCCCACAAUUAUUUAGGAGUGAUGCUGAAAGUUUUAAAUGAUCGCUGCAGAAUGAAACUUCUCAUUUUAAAUUGCCAUUUUGAAGACGCAUGAGUUAUAGAUCUCGGCAUAUUUGGUUUUCUGUUCACUCAUUUUCCAAAACUGGGAAAUCGUAACAGACAUGGUGGCAACUAAAACAAACACUAGCGAUGUCUUUUUGCUUUUGAGCAUUUUCUCUUUCACAUGUUAAAUGUUUUAUAAAAUCCAUUGUUUUAUAAUUUUCUUUAUGGGGUAACCUGUCUAUGGAAAAAAAUACUAAAAAUAAAUCAGGACCGGAUGGGAUUA
Brienomyrus brachyistius is the source of this 4019-nucleotide messenger RNA. RefSeq names its product protein kinase C, iota (gene prkci). Gene Ontology annotation, molecular function: protein binding; ATP binding; diacylglycerol-dependent serine/threonine kinase activity. The coding region runs from base 639 to 2408 and encodes 589 amino acids. The record is from RefSeq and is a predicted model, not a curated record. The transcript is spliced from 18 exons. Lineage: Eukaryota; Metazoa; Chordata; Actinopteri; Osteoglossiformes; Mormyridae. Gene Ontology annotation, biological process: protein phosphorylation.